CAAUGUCUUUUUAUUCAAAUCAUACAGCAAAAAUCAAUACUUAUAUCUCUCUCUUACCUUCAACUCACUGAACAAAACACCCACACAUAUUUACAGUAAAAAUCUAUGGCCUGGUAUUGGUUAGCUCUCUCUUUCGUCAUACUAUUCCUCUCCUUCCUCCAACAUCUGCUGAGGAAGACAGAUCUGCCGCCUGGACCGAUCGCGCUGCCUCUGAUAGGCCAUCUCCACCUGCUGGGGAAGAAUCUCUCCCGCGAUCUCCACCGCCUCGCCGCCAAACACGGCCCGAUCAUCUUCCUCCGCCUCGGCACCAUCCCCGCCGUCGUCGUCUCGUCCGCCGCCGGCGCCGAGCUCGUCCUCAAGACGCACGAUCUCGCCUUCGCCGGCAGGACUCACCACCAGGCCGCCCGCUACAUCGGAUACGACCAGAGGAAUAUCCUCUUCGCCCCCUACGGCGCCUACUGGCGCAACAUGCGCCGAUUGUGCACCGUGGAAUUGCUCAGCAGCGCCAAAAUCAACGAGUUCCGGCCGAUCAGGAGGGCGGGGAUGGGGGAGAUGGUUGGAUCGCUGCGGCGGGAUGCGGAGAGAGGGGAAAUUGUGGACCUCACCGCCAGGGUUUCCGGUGUUUUGGGGGAUAUGAACUGUUUGAUGGUGUUUGGGCGGAAGUAUGUGGAUAGGGAUUUGGAUGAGAAAUUAGGGUUUAAAGCUGUGAUUGAUGAGACGCUGCAGGUGGCUGCGAUCCCCAAUUUGGGGGAUUUUUUCCCCUUCAUAGCGGCGCUUGAUGUGCAGGGAUUAGAUCGUCGGAUGAAAAAAUUGAGCAGUAUUUUCGAUGCAUUUCUGGAUAAAAUUAUCGAUGAUCAUCUUCAGCGAAAGCUGGAGAAGACGCACAAUCACGACUUCGUCGACACGAUGCUAGCCGUUAUGGACUCCGGAGAAGCCGGAUUCGAAUUCGAUCGCCGCCAUGUCAAAGCUGUUCUGUUGGAUAUUCUUAUAGGAGGAAUGGAUACGACCUUAUCGACGGUGGAGUGGGCGAUCUCAGAGCUGAUUCGUCACCCCAAAGUGACGAAGAAGCUUCAAAACGAAUUGGAGAGGAUUGUGAGCUUGGACCAAAUGGUAGACGAAUCCCAUCUAGACAAACUCGAAUACUUGGAUUUGGUUAUCAAGGAAACCCUGAGGCUCCACCCACCUGGCCGACUACUCGUCCACGAAUCCAUGGAAAAUUGCACGGUCAACGGGUUUCACAUACCCAAAGGAACGUGGACCUUUGUGAACAUCUGGACUAUUGGAAGAGACCCUAACUUCUGGCACGAACCUGAUGAAUUCGUGCCUGAGAGGUUUGUUGGGGAAAAUGUUGACCUCCUCGGGCAGCAUUUUCAGCUCAUACCCUUCGGGUCGGGUAGAAGAAGCUGUCCGGGACAGCAGCUAGGGCUCACGUUGGUCAAACUGGUCGUGGCACAAUUGGUGCAUUGCUUCGAUUGGGAGCUCCCCGAUGGUGUCGAGCCUCGGGAUUUGGACAUGACAGAACACUUUGGAAUAGUGACUAGUAGAGAUAAGCACCUCAUGGCUAUUCCAUCAUAUAGAUUGUAUAAAUGAAUUUGUAUCAAUAGAAGUUAAUUGUAUAAAUGAAUUUAAUUUUGAUUUUUGUACAGUUUGUUGUAUUAAUAAAUGAGGAAAUGGUUGAUUACUGUA
Messenger RNA from Salvia hispanica, 1686 nucleotides. Its product is annotated as cytochrome P450 71AU50-like. The record is from RefSeq and is a predicted model, not a curated record. Lineage: Eukaryota; Viridiplantae; Streptophyta; Magnoliopsida; Lamiales; Lamiaceae. Gene Ontology annotation, molecular function: iron ion binding; monooxygenase activity; oxidoreductase activity, acting on paired donors, with incorporation or reduction of molecular oxygen.